CGCGCGCGGCCGGCGGCGGGAUGGGGUCGCGCAGGGUCCCCGGGCGCGGCUGGGGCUCGGGCGGGCGGGCCGGGGCGGGGGGCGACGGCGAGGACGACGGGCCGGUGUGGGUCCCCAGCCCGGCCAGCCGUAGCUACCUGCUCAGCGUGAGGCCGGAGACCAGGGAAGAAAUCCAGACCCAACAGAGGAGAGAUCUCUCAAUUACGAGGAGAAAGGCAAAGGAAGUUCAUGCUUAUCAAGCAACCGGUUGUCUCACCCCAGCUCUGGAAGGAGCCUGGCCCAUGGUCAGAAGACUGCCUAUUGGAGUGGGUCUGGAUCAGGAUUCCAUUCAGCCUCUCGGUACCAUCCCUGCCUCCAACCUGGCCAAGAGAUCUGGCUCCCUUGAAGAAAGACUUGCUCAGGUACUGGAGCCAUGGCCACGGGAUGAUGGAUGUAUAUGGAGCACCUUCUGCUCCAUCAUUGCUCAGCUAACAGAGGAGACCCAGCCGCUAUUCGAGACCACACUCAAGUCCCGGGCUGUGUCCGAGGACAGUGAUGCCAAGUUCACCUGCAUCGUCACAGGAUACCCAGAGCCAGAGGUGACCUGGUACAAGGAUGACAUAGAGCUGGACCGCUACUGUGGUUUGCCGAAGUAUGAGAUCACUCACCAGGGCAACUGUCACACGCUACACCUCUACAGGUGUCAAGAGGAAGAUGCGGCCAUCUACCAGGCCUCUGCCCGGAACACCAAGGGCAUCGUGUCCUGCUCGGGGGUCUUGGAGGUUGGCACUAUGACUGAGUACAAGAUCCACCAGCGCUGGUUUGCCAAACUGAAGCGCAAGGCUGCGGCGAAGAUGCGAGAGAUUGAGCAGAACUGGAAGCCAAGGAAGGAGGUGGUGGGGGACGCCGACACCCUGCGCAAGCUCAGCCCCGACCGCUUCCAGCGGAAACGGCGACUGAGCAGGGAUGAGGUGUUAGUGCCCUCAGCCCCCGCCAUGGAGGCUGAGGACGGGACCCCAGCGGCUUGGCAGGAGGAAGAGGCUGAGCCUGGUCAGCGCCCAGCUUUGGGCCUCAUCAACAGUUUUGCUCCCGGAGAGGUGACCACCAAUGGGGAGGCUGCCCCUGAGAACGGGGAGGAUGGGGAGCACGGCCUGUUGACGUACAUCUGUGAGGCCAUGGAGCUGGGGCCUCAGCGAGCCUCCAAAAAGGAGUCUGGGGCCAAGAAGAAAAAGAAAGACGAGGAACCUAAGCAAGGUCUACGGAAGCCAGAGCUGGAGAAGGCAGCUCGAAGCCAACAUUCUUCCGAAAGCCGUGCCCCUGGUUCAGACAAGCCUGGGACACAGGGGCCCACGGACAUGGAGCAGGUCCAGACCCGGCCCAGAGGCAGGGUUGCACGGGGGCCUGGGGCCUCUGGAGCAGAUAGCCCCAGGAAGCCAGCUCCAGCUGCAGGCACUCAAGAGCAGGCCCAGAAUGCUCCGGCUCCAGGCCCCGUCCCAGGCCCAGACCAGCAAGUGUACUUCUCCCUGAAGGACAUGUAUCUGGAAAGCACCCAGGCGGGCAGGCCGAAGGGGGAGGAGGGGUCCCAGACCCCAAGUGGCAGGGCACCUGGAGAGAUGCCCUCGGGGAAGGUACCCAGUGAGGCUGGAGGUGAAAGGGGGCCUGUUGCCCCUGGCCAGCCCACGUCCUCGGCCCCCCAGCCAACUAGGCCUUUCAACAGGAAGAGAUUUGCCCCUCCGAAGCCCAAAGGGGAGCCCACGGCCGACAGCAAGCCCGAUUCUUCCCUGAGCCAAGCUCCAGAACCAAGGGCCCAGAGCUCAGGGAAGGCCCUGCCUCAGGCCUCUGCCCAAGUGCCCACACCCCCUGCCCGGCGGAGACACGGCACCCGGGACAGCCCCCUGCAGGGGCAAGCAGGCCACAGGAUUUCGGGAGAGGUCCCAGAAUCCCAGGCAAACCUGGCUCCUACCGUGUUGGCCAGCAACAGUGCCGAUGCGGUCUCUGCUGGUUGCAGCAACUCCAGAAGCCAGGGCAUCAUUGAGCCCAUGGAUACAGACACCCAGGAAGAUCAGAGGGCAUCUGCUGACCAGAAACCUGGAGGCAAGAAGAAUACGGAGGCAGAUGGGAAGAUGCAGGUGGAUGGGAGGACCCAAGGAGACAGGACGCAAACAACCCAGAGGACACAGGCAGAUAGGAAGACUCAGGUGGACAUUGUGCCCCAAGGAAGUGAGAGGCCAGCGUCAGCCAGGAGUUCCCAGGAGGAUGCGGUGGCACAGGGAAGGGCAGGGACACAGGCGGAAAGGACACAGACAGGCAAGAAGAUGCAGGAAGACAGAAGGAUCCAGGAAGACAAAGGGACACAGUCAGAGGGGAGCAUACCCACAGCCGUAGACGGUCAGUCAGAGAAGGGCUCCAUGACCAGCCUCAGCCCACAGCCCAGAGCCCCCAAAUGCCCCCCUUCAGAGGGUCCUCAGGCUCCUCAGAUUAUUGAGUGUUUUGAGCAGACCCCUGAAGGGCCCUCUGUCCCAGAAGAACCUGGUUUCUUGCUCAGAUCUGAGGGGGCAGCAGUCACAGCCCCUGGGAGCUACGAGGCAGCUCUGCUGGAUGCCCCGGCAGGCAGCCGCACGCUCCCAGUACAGCGGCCUCCCCAGGGUGGUCCGGAGCAUCGGGGAGGGCCCGAGUGGUCAGGUCCGGUCGAGGACAAGCCAGAGGAUGGCCCGCUCCCACACCCCAAGGAGGAGCAGCUGAGGGAAGUGCCGUCCAUGGAUCUGGGUGGCUGUCCUCCAGCUGGCUGGAGCCCAGAGGUGCCUACUGUGCCCUCUCCUCCCGGGCCAGGCCUGACCAAGAGCUCACGGGAGGCACUGCCCAGCACUCCGGCCUCUCAGCACAUGAGUGCUGAGGCCGCCUUCCCGCCCUCUGGGGACCAGGCCUUGCUGAGGUCGGCCCCCCCACUGCACCUGGGGCCAGGGACCCCCACCCAGAGUCACCCACCAGCAGCCAUGUCAGCCGACAGCGAGGGGGCCUGUGCCCUAGGGCCAGAUGUGGAGGGGAGGCCCCCAGGCCCCCGGAGCUGCGACCCUGGCCUCAUAGACUCCCUGAAGAACUACCUGCUUCUGCUGCUGAAGCUCUCCAGCACAGAGACGGGGGGCGGGGGGGCGGAGUCCCAGGAGGGAGCCGCCACCGGGGCUCCGGUGUCCUCAGCCACUCUGGUCCCCAACGUGGAAGUGGCCGGUCUGAGUCCCCGGACGUCCAGGCGCAUCCUGGAGCGCGUGGAGAACAACCAUCUAGUGCAGAGCGCGCAGAGCCUGCUGCUGAGCCCCUGCACCUCCCGCCGCCUCACCGGCCUCCUGGAUCGCGAGGUGCAGGCUGGCCGCCAGGCCCUGGCUGUGGCCCGGGGCCCUGGCGCCAGCACACUCACUGUCCCUGCCAUCGUGGUAGGCGAGGAGGAUGGCCCUGGGCUCCCGUCAGAAGGAUCCAGUGAGGGCGAGGGCGAGGUUUCCCCUGAGGGGCCUGGGCGCUCGGGGGCCUCCCAGGAGAGCAGCGGGCGAGGGUCUCUGGGGGAGGUGGGUGGGCAGACAGCCUCUGGUCAGGGACCACUCUCGGCAGACGGAAGGGCCCAGGAGCGCUUCCGGGAGGAGGAGGCCCCCACAGGCCUCCCUGCAGCUACACCUGAGGAGCUAGCUCUGGGGGCCCGGAGGAAGAGAUUUCUCCCCAAGGUCAGAGCAGGAGGAGACGGGGAGGCAGCCAAGGCUGAAGAAAAGGAGAGCCCCACAGUUUCCCCUCGGGGGUCCAGGAAAGGCCUUGCACCCGGGUCCCCGGGGACCCCGGGGCGGGAGAAACGCUCCCCGACCCAGGGUAGAAAGGCAGGCAUGCUGGAGGUGCCGCGGGCAGAGGACGAGCCAGCAGCAGGAGACCUGGGCUCUGGCCCCAAGGCCAGCAGCUUGGACGCAGAGCAGGCCCUGGAUGAAGGCAAGCAGGACACUGCGGCCAAAUCCAAGAAAGCCAAAGACCUGCUAAAAGCCCCACAGGUGAUCCGGAAGAUUCGGGUGGAGCAGUUUCCUGACGCCUCGGGCAGCCUGAAGCUCUGGUGCCAGUUUUUCAACAUUCUUAGUGACUCAGUCUUGACGUGGGCCAAGGAUCAGCGCCCAGUGGGCGAGGUGGGCAGGAGUGCGGGGGAUGAGGGGCCGGCAGCCUUGGCCAUCGUGCAGGCGUCCCCGGUCGACUGCGGCGUGUAUCAGUGCACCAUCCACAACGAGCAUGGCUCGGCCGCUACCGACUUCUGCCUCAGCCCCGAGGUGUUGUCGGGGUUCAUCUCCAGAGAAGAAGGUGAAGUUGGAGAGGAGAUUGAGAUGACCCCCAUGGUGUUUGCUAAGGGUCUGGCUGACUCUGGCUGCUGGGGGGACAAGCUCUUUGGGCGCCUGGUGAGCGAGGAGCUACGAGGGGCUGGACAUGGGUAUGGCCUUCGGAAGGCCUCCCAGGCCAGGGUCAUCUAUGGGCUGGAGCCCAUCUUCGAGUCAGGCUGCACGUGCAUCAUCAAGGUGUCCAGCCUGCUUGUGUUUGGACCCAGCAGCGAGACCUCUCUCCUGGGCAGAAACUACGACGUCACCAUUCAGGGAUGCAAGAUCCAGAACAUGAGUCGGGAGUACUGCAAGAUCUUUGCGGCCGAAGCCCAGGCGGCCCCUGGCUUUGGGGAGGUACCCGAGAUCCUCCCACUGUACCUCAUCUACCGGCCUGCCAACAAUAUCCCCUAUGCGACCCUGGAGGAGGACCUGGGCCAGCCCCUGCAGCCUUACUGCUCGCGGGAGGGGCGCUGCGCGGCCGCUCCGGAGGCAUCGUGCAGCUCCGAGGUCCAGCGGAAAUGCCAGACCUUCCAGCACUGGCUGUAUCUGUGGACAAAUGGCAGCUUCCUUGUCACCGAUUUGGCAGGGGUGGAUUGGAAGAUGACCGAUGUGCAGAUUGCUACCAAACUGCGAGGAUACCAAGGCCUCAAGGAGAGCUGUUUCCCUGCCCUGCUGGACCAGUUUGCCUCUUCCCACCAGUGCAACCCCUUCUGUGAGAUGCUGGGGCUCAAACCCCUCAAGGGCCCUGAGGCUGCCCACCCUCAAGGCAAGGCCAAAGGCUCCAAGAGUCCAUCCACUGGCAGGAAGGGCGGCCAGCUGAGUCCUCAGCCCCAGAAGAAAGGCCUCCCCAGUCCCCAGGGCACCCGGAAGAGUACUCCAAGCUCCAAGGCCACCCCUCCGGCCUCAGAGGCACUCGCCACCCAGUUGCUGGGACAGCCUCCUACCCAAGAGGGCGGCUCCAAGGCCCAGGGCCUGCGGUAGCCCCCACAGGAGGCUGGGGGCCUCCACCCAGCAGCAGACCAACAAGGAAGCAGCUCGAGGCGAUGGAGACUUUCCAGAACUACGGAACUAACCAGAGAAGGUGCGCUGAGGAGGCGCCACGACAGCCUCUCCUCAAUCCACUCCUCAUCAGACGGCUUUUGUGCAUGGUGGCACCCGGGGGGCUUCUCCUGGUGCCACCGUCAGCCGGGGCUCCCAGACCCCCCGCCCCCGCCACGUGCCUGGUGGCCUAGGCCCUCCUUGAAGUUUACACUGGCCACUGCUGGAGGCUCCCUGAGUCCUCUGCAUGAGCUCCACACCCAGCCCCCCGCCCCGCCAGACCCUGCCUUGAAUGUCGUACUCUGGGAGCACACCGGCCAGUGGUUACCCUUUACCUUUGCUUGGCCCUGACCUCUCUCUGUCCUUGGGGCUUCGGGCAUCCUGCGCUGUGUCUGGCCUGGUGACUCUCAGGGAGCCUUCUCCUUCCAGCUACUUGGCCUCGUGCCUCCCAGCGUGUCCUGCAACUAACCUGUCACUGAGCCCAGAUGGGGCUCAGGACACUUCCAGAGCCUGUCUUGUUCUCGUGCGGUGGUCUUUGGUGAUGUGUGUUCAUGCCCUUCCUUCCCCCAGCACUCAGGCACUCACUCAACCUGCUUCCCGCGCUCCCUUGCCCCCCCCAUCUCCCAUCCCCAGCUUCCAGCCGCCCGGCAGCCUGCUGCCUUUCCUUCGCUGCCUCUCUGCUUGUCCCCUUGCCCAGGCCCUUCUCCAGCCUGAUUCCGCACCCUGCCCACCAGUCCGCACCCCCCUGCCUCUCCCGGGCCCUCUGCCCCUGCGGGAGAGGCGGCAUGAGGGUCGUGUCAGCAGCUGCGGCCAGAGGGCAGGUGUUGGCUCAGAGGGACCUUGUGCUCCUUCCUGGAGAGAUGGGCAGUCACAGUGAAGUUCACAUCCCCCCUAGACCAGGGAUGGAGGAGGGCUAGGCCUGGUCUCCCAAGGGGAGCGCACUGGGGAGGUCGAGGAAGGAUGCAGUCCACUCCCGGGCUGGGCUGAGGGUGUCCCUGUGCCCGGGAAGUAGGAUGCCUGCCCCAGCCAUCAGGUCUUCAUCCCGGGGCUCCAGCUCUGGGGCUUCACAUACGGGCUCCCAAGGAAUUGCUGUGCUCGGCCCAGCACCCUGGGGGCCUUCCUGAGAGCCCCUCCUGGAGGCCGGGGACGGGACGGGUCUGGUGCUAGCCUGCUCCCCUUGGAACACAAUAAAGGCAGCCACUGUGUACCCUGCUCGCCCUCAUCUGGUGUGGUUGUAGGUGUACGGGGUCAGGGCCCCCUCUCCCCAGGCAGGUUCUCCGGGGGUGCCCCACAGCCCCUGGGCCCACUGCAAUAAAUGAAUCCAGGCUUUGGCUCCUGGAUGGACAUUCAGUCUCAGCCUUUGUGACCACAGUGACACAGUCUGUGCUGCUUGCCCAGCUGGGCUGAUGGGGAUCUGGGGACUUAGGUCUUUGGAAUUGUUCCUUCAUUUGGAAGAGGAACACAAAGGAAGGAACCCAGGAAGGAAGAGCAGAGCUGGAGGCUCUGGGGAAAUGGCCAGCGUCUCUGGCUGUCUCCACUGCCCCAAGGCCGGCCCUGGGAACAGCCAGCCUCUGCCUCCCAGCUGCUCACUGGCCCUUUCCUGCUUCCCACGCUGCAGAGGCUUCUUACUCCCCGACAGCCCCAUGCCACAACUUCCCUUGCCUGACGUGUAUGCCCCUCCGUUUUGACACUUCUGACUUCUCUACCUCCUCUUGUGCUCAGGGGACUCUCCCCACUUUUUCCUCUUGCCCUCAUGUGCCCCAGUCUGCAGAUCCAGAUUGCCUUGGUGAACUGGGAGUUGGAAUGUUAUCCAUUCAUUCAUCCGUCCAUUCAGCAGACAUAUGCUGAGCACCUCCUUCAUGCCAGACCCCGUGUUGACAGCUGUGGGAGGCACAGAUAUAUGAGGUGGCCUCAAAAGAGACUUUCAAUAAGGUUUCUUGGGCUUUGAGCAACAGAAAUGGACUCAGACCCACUUUAGCAAGGAAAAAGGGUUUGUGGGAAGGGUGUUGCGGCAGCUCCCAGAGCCAAAGGAAGAGCUGAACGAUUCGGCUUGAGACGGUGGGAGCCAGUGGGGCUCUAGAGCUUGCAUUCCGGGAGCUGCUGCUAUGGGCUGGUCAGCAGCAACCAGCCACUGGGACUCCCUUCCCUCGAGAUUCAAAUUCCUGUCCUAGAGCUCGGGGCACUCUGGAGUGGGACAGAGGCAGUUUUCCAAAGGACCGGGAUUCUUUCCAGACGAAUGGUGGAGAGGGGGAGGGUAGAAAAGGACUUGGUGGCAGCAGCAAAGAGACGCCCCCCCACACACACACUGUUCUUCCCACCUGAUGUAUUACGACUGUCCCACAUACAACCAAGAGUAAAUCCCACUCUACUUGGGGAGACCAUUCAAAGUCACGUCCAAUGACUAAGUCCAGGGGCUACCAUUUUCCAAAGUCCAGUGUCACGAGUGAUACUCUUCCCCCUUCUAUCACAAUCCCAUUUUGAAAUUCUGCAACCUGGGGAGUAAAAUUAACCAUCGUCAACCAACAUUCUUUUUUUUUUUUUUAAAGAUUUUUAUUUAUUUAUUUGACCGAGAGAGGGAACACGAGCAGGGGGAGUGGGAGAGGGAGAAGCAGGCUUCCCGCGGAGCAGGGAGCCCGA
Molecule: messenger RNA, 7988 nt
Organism: Zalophus californianus (California sea lion)
Lineage: Eukaryota; Metazoa; Chordata; Mammalia; Carnivora; Otariidae
Gene: ALPK3
Product: alpha kinase 3
Exons: 16
Coding region: 21-5294 (1757 amino acids)
Biological process (GO): cardiac muscle cell development; protein phosphorylation
Cellular component (GO): nucleus
Molecular function (GO): protein serine/threonine kinase activity; ATP binding
Source: RefSeq, a predicted model, not a curated record